UUCCAUGUUCUGUGUACUGUGGGAGACCAGAUAUAGUGAAUGCAGGGUCUGGGGAGACCGGAUAUAGUGAAUGCAGGGUCUGGGGAGACCGGAUAUAGUGAAUGCAGGAUUCGGGGAGACCAGAUAUAGUGAAUGCAGGGUCCUGGGAGACCAGAUAUAGUGAAUGCAGGGUCCGGGGAGACCAGAUAUAAUGAAUGCAGGGUCUGGAGAGACCAGAUAUAGUGAAUGCAGGGUCCGGGGAGACCAGAUAUAGUGAAUGCAGGGGUCCGGGGAGAGCGGAUAUAGUGAAUGCAUGGUCCGGGGAGAGAGGAUAUAGUGAAUGCAGGGUACUGGGA
Messenger RNA from Staurois parvus, 335 nucleotides. The record is from the annotation of a GenBank genome assembly. NCBI's taxonomy places the organism in Eukaryota, Metazoa, Chordata, Amphibia, Anura, Ranidae.